AAAAACCACGGUUGUUUACAAACAAACAAAAUUUCGAUGCGGAAUGGCGAGUUUUUCACGCGAAAUAAAUAACGUUUGUCGGCUUUGCUUGGACGAAAAUGAAGCUGCUCUGUUGCCCACAUCCAAAGUCAUCAAUUCCACGUUGACCGUUGACAACAUUGAGCGAUUUACCGGGAUUCGAGUUCUCGAGGAAAACGUUUCCUACGUUAUUUGCCAAAACUGUCACAAUAAGUUGCGAAAGUUUGCCGCGUACCGUGCUUUCUGUAUGAACAAUGAUGUACGGUUUCGGGAGCUGUAUCUAGCGAUCGGUGAACAUGUGUCCAAAGAUCACAAAGCGACACAGGAAACACCUGCCGUACAGCCAGCAGAAGUUUCUUGUUCUGCCAAGGAGCAGUGCGAAAAUGAGAACGAUUUCACAAUCAUGUACGUAGAAUCAACGUUCGAUGAUCAUGUAGUGGAAGUUGAUGGCGCAAAAGUGAACGAACAUGACGACGAGCCCGAUGAGGAUGUUGUUGAAAUUAUUGUACAAACCGAUUCGCAAAGCUACCACACCAAACGGGAACGGUCCCAAACGUCAGAUUCGGAAAGGGACUCACAAAACGACGAACCGGAAGAAAGCGAUUCCGAAGAAAACGACAAGAAAAGCAUCCGGAAGCAGCUUGAACCACGCACCGCACUAAGACAGCAACCGGAACAGAAUGAGAAAAAUGUAUCGUCAGAUAGUCAACGGAGAGGUGAUGGGGCGGCUAGAAAAUACGAGCGAAAACAACAGUUUUCCAAGUCAUCAACGAUCCACAAGCAGCUGUGCUCGAUUUGUGGCAAACUGGUGCAGUACCUGCCGGAUCAUAUUGUGUCGCACACGAAAGAGCAAAAGUAUUCCUGCGAGCACUGUCCGAUGACUUGCAGUCGAAAAUCUUAUCUGAAACUGCACGUGGAAGCUGUCCACAUGAAGAAGGUGGUAAAAUCGUGCAAAAUAUGUAACCGAGAUUUUACCCACAUAACGGGCUAUACGGCACACAUGCGAGCUCAACAUAACGUUGGGGAUUGGUACGAGUGUACAAUAUGUAACCAGAAGUUUCGCCAUCCGGGAGGUUUGAGGGGCCACAACAAUCGGAAGCAUAAUGCCGACAGCAACUGUGAAUGUCCGAUAUGUGGAAUGAAGUUUCAAGACAAAAAAGGGCUAAAGGAUCACAGCAGAGUGCAUUCGAACGAGAAGCCGUUUGCCUGCAGCUUUUGUCCAAAACGAUUUAAAAGUCCCAACGCUCACCGCACGCAUAUGCUGAUCCACAAAGGUGUCGUUUUCUCGUGCACGUUGUGCGAAAAAACGUAUCGCUACAAAUCGCUGCUGAAUACGCACAUGAAAAAGUUCCAUGCGCCAGAAAGUUUGCAAAGCGAAGAAUUGAAUUAAGAAGAGUCAUUGACCCCCCCCCCCCCCCCCGCUUCAUAACGAAUGCAACCGGUUCCAGUAAUUUUGAGUCGUUUUGUGGGAGGUUUAUUUCGAUAAAAUUUAUAUCAAGAGCUAAUUGCAUCGUUACCUAUAUAAAGUAGGUAUUUUUUUGUGUUUUUUUUUUAUCCACAAUUUCCUAUUCGUUGGAAUUUAGGUCAACAUUAAUAAUGAUUAUGUUAAAAUGAAAUUGAAAAAUAUCAUCCCAUGAUUUUGUUAUAAUUUUUGUGAAAAAUAGAUUCGAUUUCGAACCUAUACUUGCUCAGCAGCUGGUGGUUUAUAGCAUUCGUCCGUUGAAACGCAGCUUAAGGUAGUAAUUUGACAUUUACUCCUUUGCUGUGACAGCUCGCCAAAGAACGACAACAAAUGGUGUUGGUAAACAAAUCCGCAGGCUUGCACUGGCGAUGGCGAGCAGCAUUACAAUAAAUAGCAUUUGUCGGCUCUGUUUGUGCGAGGACGAUGAUGUUUUAUACUCCUUAUCGUGUUUAAUUGAUUCUACAUUGACGGAACAGAAUGUAGAACUGUUUACCGGCCUCCAGCUGUUCCGCGAACAAAACGUAUCCUACGCGGUCUGUGUCGAUUGCGGCAAUAAGCUGAAAAAGUGCGCCGCAUUUCGUAGUUUGUGUUUGACCAAUGAUGCGCUAUUUAGGCAACUGUUUUCAGUGCUUGUUGAGAGCAAAGAGAAGGAGAACGGUAGCGAAAGCGAGGAAACGGCGGUGGAACAGUGCGAAUCUACGGCAGAACAUGAGAUAGUUGAUAUGCAAGCAAUUAUCAAACAAGAAUGCCGUAAAGAUGGCACGCAAACCAUUGUUGAGUUUGUAGGUGAAGCUCUGAACGACGAUGUGGACACGGAUAGUGAAACCGAUUGGGCGGAUGAAGCGGAGUGCAACAGCGGACCGGAGCAGGACAUACUGGCGAGCAGUUUGCCCGCAUCAGCAAACCUUCAUCAGCAGGAGAAAAUAUCAGCUCCCAAAUCCACCAACAAAAUCGCACCGAAACGACCAGCGAGAGUUUCCGGGCGCAAGUUGUCGGAAAACAAAUCCAGCAUCAGUACCGUUACCCGUUCCGGGCGUAGCUAUCGGCGCUGUGAUACCUGCGGGAAGAUGGUAUCGGAUCUGAAGAGCCAUCAACUUCGGCACACGAAAGAGAAGCGGUUCGCCUGCACGUACUGUCCACUGAAGAUGGCUUUCCGGUCCAAUUUGAAAAUUCACAUCAAGGCGGUCCAUUUGAAGGAAAUUAGCAAAACGUGUGAACUGUGCGGACAAGGGUUCGUUAAUUACAAUUCGUACAAAAACCACAUGGCCUCUCAACACGGGAAGGGUGAAUAUAGUUGCGAUACGUGUUCGAAAAAGUUUACACACAUGCGGACGUACAACAGCCACGUCCGGCGGUACCACAAUACGGAGCGGAAGAAAAAGAAGGUGAAACAGCUGUGUGGCACAUGUGGCGCUAUGGUGACUAACAUCGCGACGCACAUGCAAACGCACACGCAGGAGAAAAAGUUCACCUGUCCGUACUGUCCGAUCGAGAUGGUGGAUCGGACCAACCUGACGCGCCACGUGCAGUCCGUACACUUGCAGCGGGAAGUGAAAUCGUGCGAUAUAUGCAACAUAGGCUUCAAGUAUCCUAGCUCACACCGAUCUCAUAUGCUCCGGGUGCAUGGUAUCGGCGACACGUUCGACUGUAAUAUAUGCCAGAAAAAGUUCAACCAUCGAAGCGGGCUACGAAGCCACCAGGCACGGGUACAUAGCAAUGAGCGGAAGUUUGAAUGUGAAACGUGCGGCAAGCAGUUUAAGGUGAAGGCAAGUCUCGUUAAGCAUCAGCUGGUCCAUUCCACCGAACAACCUUACGCGUGCAAUCAAUGCCCGAAACGGUUCAAAAGCAGACACGGGCGAAAUUCACACCAGCUAACGCACAGUGGCAUCGUUUUCCCGUGUCCGCACUGUGACAGGUCGUACCGGUACAAGGACGUGCUUGGUAUACACAUCCGGCAGAAUCAUCUGGAUAUGAAGGGGGAUGAUUCGUAGCGGGGAAGGGCUAGUAACGCGUUACGUAUUCGAGGGACGUUGGCCUCUACCAUUUCGGCCCUUCAUGACUAGUUGCUACGUACAGGUCUUGUACGCCAAUAUAACACCACCAGACAUGACUACUUACGAA
Molecule: messenger RNA, 3601 nt
Organism: Anopheles stephensi (Asian malaria mosquito)
Lineage: Eukaryota; Metazoa; Arthropoda; Insecta; Diptera; Culicidae
Product: zinc finger protein 62-like
Exons: 8
Coding region: 1849-3471 (540 amino acids)
Biological process (GO): regulation of transcription by RNA polymerase II
Cellular component (GO): nucleus
Molecular function (GO): RNA polymerase II cis-regulatory region sequence-specific DNA binding; DNA-binding transcription factor activity, RNA polymerase II-specific; zinc ion binding
Source: RefSeq, a predicted model, not a curated record